AUGCUUAUCACUCGCACUGCAGUUAUCGCCGCAUCGAUCACCGCAACCACAUCAUUUGCCGGCGUGCCGAUCGAUCACGAAUCGUCAUUCCUUGCAUUCGGUGCCGAGAUGCCAUUCGGUGACGGCAACAUGAACACCAACUACUCCAUCCAUCGCGGAAUGGACGCGUUCGGUGCACUCGAGAUCGGUCUGAAAGCAAAGGAACGCUUCGUUGGUGACCUCACCACCGACGGCAACGGCCGCUUCUUCGCAAACGCCGGUUCGCCUGACAACGACGGGCUCAGCUCGUGGAACAUCGAUUUCGGAUUCGCACUCUCGCGCGAUGCGACCCCUGCGAACUACCACAUGACCCUCAUGGUUGAUUUCGACGCCGGAUUCGGUUCACAGAGCUGGGUCACACUCGACAUCACCAACGCACUCGCUGCGGCGAUGGUCACCACCCCUGCAGGAGGUGAUAGCCAAAACCCAGGAUUUAGCUUCUGGGGAGUCAGUGUCCCGUUCAUCCUCGACGCAAGCGGAUACAUCCCGUUCGAUCCAGAUGCGACCGGCGAGUACGAUGUCAAGAUGGUGCUGACCGAGGUUACCGGCGCUCCAUUGCUCGAAACCGCGAUCGUGGUCGAAGUCGUCCCAUCCCCAAGCUCCGCGGCACUGCUCGGACUCGGAGGACUGCUCGCAAAUCACGCCACUUUCUCACCACUUCUCGGUACCAUCAUCUCCAAGGAGUCUCGUUCUAUGAAAUCUGUCACGUACCUGUGUUCCACCGCCGUCCUCAUCGCGGCUGCAUCCGUCCACACCGCAACACUCGCGUCCGAUCCCCUCGCGCCGCGCCCCAACGGCAUGGCGGUCGAUCGACCAAGCAAACACCUCAUCACCGGCGCGACCAUCCACCUCUCGCCGACCCAGACCUACGACGCCGACUCCAAUCCCGGCAUCCUCAUCGAAGAUGGCGUCAUCAUCGGAGUUGUCGAGUCCACCGACACCAUCCGACUCAAACCCGGAUUCCAAGUCCACGAGCUCCCAGACACCUACCACAUCUACGCCGGAUUCAUCGACCCGUUCGUCGAGGUCGACACCCAAGCGAUCGAUCCAAACUCCAGCGGCAAGCACUGGAACCGAUUCGUCACCCCCCAGCGUGACGCGCUCAUCGGACCAGGACUCACAAACAAACAAGCCGAGUCGCUCCGCAAGCACGGAUUCACCACCGCGAUGAUCGCGCCGGACUCAGGAGUCUUCCGCGGAUGGACCGCGACGGUCUCGACUGCUGAUCAUUUCAACGACCCAUCGCUCGGACUCCCGCCCGUCUAUCAAUCACACGCGGGACAGAUGAUGGGGUACGACCGCACCAACUGGUCCGACGCGGACUACCCGACGAGCCACAUGGGUGUGAUCUCGCUGAUGCGUCAGACCUUCCUCGACGCUGAGCACUACCACAAGUCCAAAGCAACCAACCCAUCGUGCCUCUCGCAGGUCACUCCGGACGACACAACCUUCUUCUAUGACACCAGCACCGAGCUCGAAGCCGUGCUCGCUGACAAGAUCGCGGCUGAGUUCGAUCACGACAGCAUCGUCAUCAUCGGAUCGGGAAGCGAACACCGAAGGCUCGAUGCGCUCGUCGAGAUGAACCACUCAAUCGUCGUCCCGAUGACCUUCCCAGAAGAACCAGAGGUCUGGACGAUUAACGACGCGGACAAUGUCGCGCUCACCACACUCCAGCACUGGGAACGCGCCCCAGCCAACGCUCGCUGGCUCCACAACGCGGGACUCAAGGUCGCGCUCACCUCCAGCAAGCUCCGCGACGGAGAGAAGUUCUACGACAACCUCCACGAAGCGAUCAAAAAAGGUCUCCCGGCUUCUGACGCGCUCGCGAUGCUGACCACCAACGCCGCGGACAUCCUCGAUCUCGACAACCAAGGCGAGAUCAAGAACGGCUACCUCGCCAAUCUCGUCGUCGCAUCCGACGACCUCUUCGAUCCCGAUUCCAAAGCACAGAUCAUCGACACAUGGAUCGAUGGACGCAAGCACCACAUCAACGACGACAAACCCACCCACUUCGAUGGAUACUGGGAGAUCUCUGUCGUCGGCGCUCCGUUCACCAUGUGGAUCGACAUCGAGGGCGACUCAAUCACCGCAUUCGAAGGCGAGGGCGAUGACCUCGCGACCAACAAAGCACGCAAGGUCGAAAUCGAAGAGAACGCGAUCUCCUUCAUCAUCGACGACGAUGACGAUGGAUCGGGUUCCUACAUCAUGUCGGGAACACUCCUCAAAGACGGCUCUAUGCGAGGAACCGGACUCGGUGCCGACCAGAACCCAUUCAACUGGACCGCGAAGAUCACCGACGCGCCCGUCACCAUGAACACCUUCCAAGGCACAUGGGACGCGACACUCGCUGAACGCUUCGAUCUGACCUUCAAAGUCGGCAAAGACUCCGUCACCAUCAUCGAGCAUGUCCAAGACGCCGACAACAUCACACAAGAAUCCACCACCGCCGAGAUCCAAGGCUCAACACUCGCGUUCACCUUCGAACACGAACCAUUCGGGAUGCCGGGAACAUUCUCCAUCGCCCUCUCCCCACCAGGCGACGACGACACCCUCAUCGGCAUCGGAACACGCCCCGACAACGCGCCCUUCCAGCUCACCGCGACCAAAGUCGAAGACGACAAGAAGGACGAUAAGUCAACCGAAACACUCCCCGACGCGCCACCUUCGCCGUUCGGUCCCUACGCACUGAGCGAGAUCCCGCCGCAGGACUCCGUCCUCAUCACCAACGCGACCAUCUGGACCCAGUCCGAUCAAGGCAUCCUCGAAGACGCGUGGAUCAUCAUCCGCAACGGGAAGAUCCAUUCGCUCGGAACCGGAGGCUACCCACGCAUCGCCGUCGAUCACACCAUCGACGCGCAAGGCAAGCACGUCACCCCCGGACUCAUCGACGCGCACUCACACACCGGACUCUUCCGCUUCGGAGUCAACGAGUCCGGGCAAGCCGUGACCUCCGAGUGCCGCAUCGAAGAUUCGCUUGAUCCCGGAUACAUCGGAUUCUACCGCGAGCUCGCCGGAGGACUCACCACCUCCCAGCUCCUCCACGGCUCCGCAAACCCCAUCGGUGGACAAUCCAAAACCAUCAAACUCCGCUGGGGAAUGGACCGCCCCGAAGACAUGUACUUCGAAGACGCGAAGCCAGGCAUCAAGUUCGCGCUGGGAGAAAACGUCAAACAAUCCAACUGGGGAGACGACAAAACCACGCGCUACCCACAAACACGCAUGGGUGUCGAGACCACCAUGCGCGACCGCUUCACCAAAGCGCGUGAAUACGCCGAGCGUGGAAUGAAAACACCUUCCGGCGACACCGACCUCGAACUCGAAGCACUCGCCGAGAUCCUCGCCGGAGAGCGCCUCGUCCACUGCCACUCAUACCGUCAAGACGAGAUCCUCAUGCUCUGCCGCAUCGCCGAAGAGUUCGGAUUCAAGAUCGGCACCUUCCAGCACGGGCUCGAAACCUACAAGGUCGCCGAGAUCGUCAAGGAACACUCCAUCGGCGCGUCCAUUUUCUCCGACUGGUGGGCCUACAAGGUCGAAGUCACCGACGCGAUCCCCUACGCCGGCCCGAUCAACCACGAGGUCGGACUGCUGACCUCAUUCAACUCCGACUCCGACGACGUCGCUCGCCGCAUGAAUGUCGAAGCCGCCAAAGCACUCAAGUACGCACGAGCGUCAGGCAUCGCGAUGACCGAACAAGAAGCCCUCGCGUUCGUCACGACCAACCCCGCGAUCCAGCUCGACAUCAUCGACCGCGUCGGAACCCUCGAAGCCGGGAAGGAUGCCGACAUCGUCAUCUGGUCCGGUUCACCGCUCUCCUCGCUCUCGCGUUGCGAAGCGACAUACAUCGACGGCCGCAAGUACUUCUCACUCGAAGACGAUGCAGCACACCGCGAGGCGAUCAACAACGAACGCACCCGACUCACCCAGCACAUCCUCACAAAGGAUCACGCCGGCAGUAAAAAGAAAGACACCAAGAAACACAACCAUGACGAACUGAUCGACGAUCCAGACCACUACGACUUCCACAACCACGACACGCGAGGCGACUGCGGCUGCAACCAGCUCAUGCCCGCGUACCACACCGACCGCCCGAUCUUCCUCGUCGGCGCUACCGCACACACCAUCAGCGGCGGCACCAUCGAGAACGCGCUCGUCACGAUGAAUGAAGGGAAGAUCGGCAUGGUCGGGAAAGCCGACGAACUCAUGCCCAUCCUCUCCGUCUCACCUGACACACAGAUCAUCGAUCUCUCAGGGAUGCACAUCUACCCAGGACUCAUCGAUUCCGUCACCCGCUUGGGACUCAUCGAAACCUCCGCCGUCCGCGCAACGCUCGAUCACAACGAAGUCGGAUCCAUGACCCCAGAGGUCCGCGCGUAUGUCGCAGUGAAUCCAGACUCCGUCGUCAUCCCAACCGCACGAACCAACGGCGUCCUCACCGUCGGCGUCUUCCCCUCCGGCGGCGCUAUCCCAGGACGCGCCUCCAUCAUCACCACCGACGGAUGGACCACCGAAGACCUCGCGCUCGAUCGCGACGCCGGACUCAUCAUCUCGCUCCGCGAGAACAACCUCGACGAACUCAACGAGAUCUUCGACCAAGCCGUCGCCUACAACCAAGCACACGACGUCGUCGAUCAACGACUCGAAGCCAUCACCACUGUUCUUGAACGCGAGGACCAGAACCCAGUCUUCAUGAACGCCAACACCUUCGAUCAGAUCACCAGCUCAAUCAACUGGGCCAUCGAUCGCAACCUCAAACCAAUCAUCGUCGGCGGACGCGACGCGCACCUCUGCACCGAUCUCCUCGUCUCCACUAACACCCCAGUCAUCAUCGGAGGCACCUACACCUUCCCCAAACGCGCCGACGCGCCCUACGACGCGCAGUACACACUCCCUCAAAAGCUCGAUGAAGCAGGAGUCCAGUGGACCAUCACCAUGGCCUCACGCUUCGCGCACGAACGCAACCUCCCAGACGCUACCGCGAUCGCCGUCGCCCACGGCCUCGACCACGACAAAGCACUCCGCGCCAUCACCCUCAGCGCCGCUGAGAUUCUCGGCGUCGACGAGCACAUCGGAUCCAUCGAGAAAGGCAAGCACGCCACGCUCAUCGUCACCGACGGCGACAUCCUCGAAACCACCAGCGUCGUCCACCACGCCUUCAUCGAAGGUAAAGCGAUCGACCUGACCAACAAGCAAACCGAACUCCGCGACAUCUAUCGCGAGAAGUACCGCCAGCUCGGACUCAUCGAGGAAGACUGA
This is a messenger RNA of Symbiodinium sp. CCMP2592, 5292 nucleotides long. The record is from the annotation of a GenBank genome assembly. NCBI's taxonomy places the organism in Eukaryota, Dinophyceae, Suessiales, Symbiodiniaceae.